This is a messenger RNA of Canis lupus familiaris (dog), 1422 nucleotides long. It is a transcript of the gene CFAP410, whose product is annotated as cilia and flagella associated protein 410. The coding region runs from base 316 to 1071 and encodes 251 amino acids. The transcript is spliced from 8 exons. Gene Ontology annotation, biological process: cytoskeleton organization. The record is from RefSeq and is a predicted model, not a curated record. Gene Ontology annotation, molecular function: protein binding. Lineage: Eukaryota; Metazoa; Chordata; Mammalia; Carnivora; Canidae.
CCCGGCCAGCGGGCUGCGGUCGGGGCCUUCGGGGCGGGUCGGGGUCCCGGGCGGCCCUGCGCCAUGAAGCUGACUCGGAAGAUGGUCCUGUCCCGGGCCAAGGCCUCGGAGCUGCACAGCGUCCGGAAGCUCAACUGCUGACACAGGCUCCAAACUGCUCCCUUUGCUGGAAACCGCUGAGGUCUCCCCAUCGGCCUCCUGGAUAGCUCCUUCCGGAAGGGCCUGAGUCGGACAUGGCCAGCCGUAGGGAGCCAAAUCUCCCAAGCAGGAGGAUGGAGGGGCAGCCGCCUCACAGACGUCUCCAUCUGCCGGGAGAUGCCCAGCCUGGAAGUGAUCACCCUCAGCGUCAACAGCGUCUCCUCCCUGGAGCCCGUGAGCCAGUGCCAGCAGCUGAGCGAGCUCUACCUGCGGAAGAACCGCAUCCCCAGCCUGGCGGAGCUCUUCUACCUGAAGGGCCUGCCGCGCCUGCGCGUGCUGUGGCUGGCGGAGAACCCCUGCUGCGGCACCGACCCCCACCGCUACCGCAUGACCGUCCUGCGCAACCUGCCGCACCUGCAGAAGCUGGACAACCAGAAGCAGACUGUGCCCGGCGUGGCCGUGGUGGCGAGCCGCAGUCCGGGGGGCUUCUGUGGGGGCGCGUCCACUCUGAUGCUGCAGCUCCGCCCGCUUCACUCUGAAGCCGUGACCGAGGAGGAGCUGUCCCGCGCGUUGAUGGAGGGAGAGGAGGUCACGGCCCCCGGUGGAGAGGGCACGGGGAGCGGCCAGCCCGAGAUGUCCUACGCCCUGAGCACCGCGGACGCUGCUGCUGACACCCAGCAGGACACGCUGAGCUAUGGCGAGGAGACAAGCGUCCAGGGCCAGCUCGGCCUGAAGUCCCCUUCCCGGGACCGCUUCCCUUCCUUCUCGCACAGGGAAGCCGUGAGCAGUCGCAAGAACAGGAACAACGUGCUGACCGCCAUCCUGCUGCUGCUGCGGGAGCUGGACGCCGAGGGGCUGGAGGCCGUGCACCAGACUGUGGUCAGCCGGCUCCAGGCCUUGCAGAAGCAGGAGCAGCAAGAGGACGUGGAGUGACCCUCAGCGCCACCCCGAGCUGCCAGGCCUUCCUCCCGCAACCCCGUGCCCCAGCCCCUGGGAGGUGCCGGGUCACCAAUACAGCCACGGCCUCCGCCGGACCCCGCUGAGUCCCAGCCUGUGGUCUGUGUCCCAAGAGGCUCAGGGCCGCCGGGAAGGCCACGCCCUCGGUGUGGACGGUGUGGAUGGCGCCCUGGCGGAGCAGGAGGGGCAGCGGGCCCCGUGCUGGGUGCCCUCCCGAGGGCGCAGGUGCACGCCAGCCUGCACGGGGGCCCACCUGGGCUUGGCGCUUCCCGCCGUGGCAGCGCCACCACCGUCCCUAAUAAAUGUCUUCCCAGAGUCUGACCCGGA